UGACCAAAACAAAGCUUCUUUUCAGUAAUAAAUUGCUACUUAAAACUCACUCAUGCGAUAUAAUCAGGAGAUAGCCGAUUAACCAUAUUCGGAUGAAAUAAACCAAAAGAUAUUAUAGAUAUAGAAUUUGUGGUUUGAAAAGGCCAUUCAUAAGUAUUGCGAUCAAGUGCCAAUGAAUAAUAGAUGAACUUCAGCACAAUAUGUAAUGUCGGUGUAGCGUUUGAGAGGUGGGAUUGACAAUAAGAUCCCCAGGUACGCAAACGACAGAUUCUGAGGAUCUCUUGACAUGGCCCCUUUGCUUAAUAGUUAUAGUUUGAUAAUUAAUCUGGGCUGUUUGCACAAUAUGAAUUUCUAAGAAAUAAUCAACAAACAUACAAAAUGUUGGAGUCUUUGCAGCAAAAAGAUCCUCCAUCAGAAUUUGAUGAUGUUGCAGAGAAGAAUAGAAAAAAUCAAAGUCAUGGGUUGAAUCGAGUAGACAGAUUAAGCCAUGUUGAGGAUUAUACUGCUGCUCAGGAAGAGUGGGAUAAUGUCCAAACCGUAGAACCCAUUCUAAAAUCCCCCCAGAAGGAAGACUUGCCAAUCAGCCCCAAAAAGUAUAUUGAUGGUACCUCAUCUUCACCAGCAAAGUCACCACCAACUUCACCUCCUCCCCUACCUCCAAAUAUCAGAGUAACACCUCACACAGAUUUUGAUGAAGUUUGGGAUUUCUUCACACGGCAGGACAUGAGUCAUGUCAUGGGGUCUAUUAAACCAACUUUAGAAAGGAGAGGAGUUAAUGGUUUAUUGCGUUCUAUUUUUGGACCUAAGAAAUUAAAAGCAGAGUUAAUUGAUGAGAGGAACUUAUUGUUUGCAAUAGCCCAGUGCCAGUUUGAUAACAGUGAGCCAAUUCAUCUCCAGAUUUUACAGACUGUUUACAAAGUUCUCACAUCCACAAAGGUUGACUGUCCUCGUUUUGGGAAUCACUGGGAUGUGAUAGGAUUUCAGGGUGUUGAUCCAGCCACCGACCUACGUGGUGUUGGAUUAUUGGGUCUGGUUCAGGCCUUACAUCUGCUCACACAUGAAGCCUUGUUACCUCUAGCUCGAGAUAUAUAUCGACUAAGCCACGAUCAACAUUCACAAUUCCCUCUAAUGGUGCUCUCUAUCAAUGUAACCAGAAUUUCAUUGCAAACUCUCAGAGAAGGAUAUCUGAAUAAGGAAUGUAAUUGUCGUAGUAAUGUGAGGCACGUACUCAACGAAUUUUAUGCAGCUGUGAUGUUUUAUAUAUACUGGAUCUGGAAAACAGAGUGCAAGACAAUAAAAGAUUCAGGUUUUCUGAUAAAAGAUGCAGAGGCAUACUGCAAGCGGAAUGUAAAGACUGUGAUGCAGAAGCUACAACUUCACCUGCGGAAAUACUCCCAACAGGAAGAGGGAGAGAUGCUGUGAGUAGCAAUAGACAAAUGAUAAGUUAGCUCAUAUUUGAACGAUCUCAUAGGUAAGCAAAUUUGUAGUCCAGGGCUUUUAUGUGUAAGGAUAAUGUGAUGUGUUUUACAUAAUCUGAGAACAAUUUAUUCAAAAGACAAAAGGCUUAAAGAUGUUGUUAUUUAGGGAUAUUAUCAAGUGUUGUUUAAACACCUAUAUAGUGUAAUUGGUUGUGAUAGUAAAAUGAAAGAUAACAGGGACAAUUAUAUCAAGGAUUGUGUCUGGGGUUCACUAUAUUUUUUUAAAACAAAUUAGGCACAGUGAUAUAUUUAAACUAUAUAUAGGUACAGUAUGUGGUCACUGAAAAAUUGGUAUGGGAAGGAAUACAGACCUUAUGAGUUAACCUUUUCGUUACUCAGCAUAUCGUCAAUAAAUUUUGUUACAAUAUUAAAUGUCCAGUGUUGUAUUCUAAUGGGAAUGUGUCGUAUAUUCUGUAGGUUAGUGUAAGCUUUUUUAAAUGUAGCAUAAAUUAUGUAGUUUUGCACAGCAUUUCUACAAAGAGUUUUGCUUGAGUGAUACCUGUUACUGGAGAGGAAUGAUUACAGUCAACUUGUGAUUUUUCAAAAUGUGAUAUAAAGAGAAGAGUAUGUUGCUUCUUGUGUCAUGAAUGAUUAGUGAUAUACAAUAUCAUGUUAAACUUAUGAUAUACAGAUCUUUUAGGAGUUGUUAAGUAUUUGUUGUGGGCAUACAAUCAUUUUAAUGCAUAAACCUUGAUUGAACAAAUAAUUAUUGUUCAAUUAUAUCCAGUCAACAAGUGUGUGUUGUAUGUUGUCUUGAUAAUGGACCCUUAUCUCAUUUGGUGUACGUAUACAGUGCUGUAAUAUAUGUGCACAAAUUUUCACUUGUCUAUAUACAGACACACACACUGUAUUGAUAUCUAUUAAUACACAUGUCAUUGUACUGUGCAUUAAAUCUUACAAAACUUCUUCAAGCAAUGUGUGGAAAUACCAUACUGCUGUAUUGGACCAUACUAUGUUCUCUGGCAAUACUUGAAUUGAACUUCAUUUAGCUAAAUAAAUGCAUUUGGACUACCUCUUGAUAUAGAGAGGUAUAUUUUCAUUACAUAAGUAAAGAGAGCAUUUUGUACCCAACACUGUAGCAAAGAUGUAGCUACUGAUUAUCCUAUCAUUUUUUCAGUAGUUUUGUACACAUUCUUUUGGUAAACUUAUUCAUAAUUUCUCAUGAGAAGAUCUAAUUUCUCUUCAACCAUUUCAUAAAUUUUUUUUUUUUGUUUGUUUACUCAGAAAAUCAGUAAAACAAAAUUUUUAUUCUAUUCAGCAGUUACAAAUUAUUGGGAACAAGAUUCAUACAUGUAACCAGAUGAUCUGCUUACCCUUCUCAUAUAAAUUAAGUAGUAUUUUUAAAUGGUUUUUUGUUUGUUUCUGGACAAAACAUUUUGAAAAUUUAUUGAUAUUACAAUAAGUCCAGAAUGUUUCAUAUCUUAAAGCAUCCAAUUUAAAGUUUUCUUGUGGUUGUAAGCAGAUAUAUAAAGGUGAUUCCAUAAUAAUCUUUCAGAGUUUUUUCACUCACACACACAAAACUAGCAUUGCCUGGAAAAACUUUGUAAUUGUUGUCACAGUUUCUUAACAGUUUCAUGGUUUGAAUGAUGUUUCUUGAAACUGUCCAUAAUAAAUACCGUACUAAAGAUGUGUGUAUGUCUGUAUAUUCAAAUAGUGAAUGUAUGAAAUAUAUGUAGAAUACACCUGCACUAAAAUAUUUGCUUGCAUUUAUAUGUUAUUUAUAUUACAUGCAUUCAUAUAAAGUGUUGUGUGUAAAUAUGUAUACUCAUACAGUAAAUGAGUUUGAAUUGUACUGUAUAUUUUAUGAUACUCUCAUUUUACCCGAGUGUGUAAUAAGAUGACACAUUCACCCACAAUUUGUUGUGUACAGAAUUUACACAAUAUAUUGGAUGGAUAACCCAGAAAAGGAACUAAGUGUUAAUGUAAUUUGGAAAAGACAGAUCAGACUGUAACUUAAAUAGGUUCUGUGAAUAUAUUUUAUUUCUGGUUGUUCAGAAGAAUAAUUAGAGAAAUGGAUAUACAGUACAACUUUAUACUUUUUUCUCUUAAUGUACAACUGGUCAUGAUGGCCUCUACUUAAUUAUGUGUCCUAUGUUAGUGCAAAAAUAGUCUAUUUUUUGUAUAGUGAAAAUAUCAUAUCUUCUGUUUUUAAUCUUUUAUGUAUUUGUCCAUGUGGUACAGAUCUUAUUAGCCUAAGCCCACCAACUUGACCAUAACUUUCAAUGUGAUCUAGUUUGAUUUCACUGCUCUCACGUCAAUUAAAAUUCAAGUUUGAGAACUUUCUUUUUCGUGAAAACUAUAGUGUUCAGACUCAUUUAUUCAAGUCUGAGACCCAUGGUGAAAAUGGUAAUACAUUUUUAUUUUACCAAUUUGAAGCUACUGAAAUUAGCUUUUCAGUUCCAAAAAGAAAAUAUUUGCUGCUCAAAUUGUUAUUGGGCUGGCUAAAGAGAUCUCAGAAACUUAACUGACAGAGGUGUGAUGAACCUCCAGAUAGUACUUAAGAGUUGUGUUUUUGUAUGAAAAACACACAUAUAUUGGUGUUGCUGAUUCUUAGCCUCAUUUAUUUGCAACAGUAUUGUCACUGGCAUUAUGAAGUUGGAAGUGCAAUCCAGGAUUUCCUGUGAUCUAAUAGAGAUAGACCCUGACUAAUAAUUAAGGUAUGUUUUGUAGCCAGCAAAUAUGUGAUGUGACCUUAGCUGGAGGACCACAUAUAAUAGUGUAAUAGCUUCUAUUGACCUGUUUUCUGUUUAUAUUCCACUGCAUAUGGUAAAUUAUUUUUUUAUAUGUAUUGUUUGAAGUGUGCUUAAGUUCAGUGACUUGGGUACAUUUAAUUUGUAAAGCUGAUAUUUACAUUUUUAUUUAUAUUUUUGUUGAUUAUAAGUGCAGAUGGUAGAGUUUCAUAGAUCAGGGGACUUUGUAUCUGUAUUAUAGAUGACAGGUAUAUUCCUGUGAUGCCAAUACUGUAACUUAUAACUGUAUUUCGUGAUUUUUUUGGAGGGGGGGAGGCUAUUUAAAGUUACUUCUUGCAUUUAUGUGCGUAUGGAAUUUUCUUACUUUAAUACCAAAAGUUUAGUGAAAUCUGACUAAGUCACCCUUGUGGAAUGUUAACAAAAUGUUAUAACAAUUUUCAUUUUACGUACUGGAAAGAUCCUUUGGGAUUUAGUGGGGCAUGAUACCCUGAAGUUGAUUGUAUAGAGCACAACAAAUAACCAUUACUUUUAAAAAGAAAAUCAGAUCCUGGGACCAGGUGUAUGUAUAUAAAGAAAUGAAAUAGCUCAUUUGAAAUAGUGCAAUACACGUAGUUUUGAAGUACUUGGAUGUUACAGUGAAUCAUUACUUGUAAGGAACUGGGCAUAAUGGCAGCAUUGCACUUAAUUAGCAUUUAGGCAAUUGUAGUAAAGUGAUGGCAUUUACUGGUAUUCAGUGGAUUUAGGUUCUUGCCGAAUUAUUCAAUAAACUUGAAGCUGAAGGCCAUGUAAUUUUUUUAGACAGGUGUCAGCAUGUAUUGAGGCAAGUAGGGAUUUGAUGAAAAUAAGCAUUCUGAGUUAGGUUGUCCCCUCACACAUGAGCAGUUUUUCAAAGACAGUUUUGGGAGUGAUCAAAUGCUCUUGGUUGUUUUAUAAUGUAAUUUGUGAACAGUCAUUGCAGGAGUAUAUAUCAUUUACAAGGAAAUUAUUGUAAAGUUUUUUUUUUUUUAUUUGAAAGCUGCCUUUAUAUUUUAUUUUAAAACCCCUGUUCAUAUCAUGAUAGUUGCCUCUGCUGCAAUUAUGACUCGCUUUGUAGUGUUUAGAGUGUGUCCAUAAAUGUUAUUUGAAAUCUGUUAAAGAGAAAUGAACUUGGAAUUAAUAUGUGACUAAGAUUUAAAUACAAAUAGUGAUAUGAAAUGAGGUCACUGUAAGGCAUUUAAAAAUGUCUUCUCUAUUGCAUUAUUGCAUAGUUUUUAUUACAUCAGUGUAAAAGUGAAUUGCAAGGAAAUUAUUCUACCUGCUAGUGACAUCUGUUCAUGUCUGAUUAAAACAAAAUUUCUCCAAGAUUGUUCUGCAUGAAUCCUUAAUUGCAUAUUUUCUCUUGAAUUGCAGAGGGUACUUGAACUUGGUUUUGGUAUUGUAAGGUAAAAAUAGUUUAGAAGGUAUAGUUUGACUUUUGAAUUCCUCUUUGCUAUUUUGAUGUCAGCUAGAUUUUCACUGUUCAUGAUUUUGGUCAGUUUAUUUUUUGUUCAUUAUUUCAGAAUUGUUAAAAGCAAAAGUUUUAAUGUCAUUAAAUUGCCCCUAAAUUAAUAUUCGAUAAUACAGUAGUACUAACUUGUUAUUGCUUUUAUGAAAUUCAGCUGUUUAUUGAUGCUAAAGGGUUUCAGUGGUGCUGUAGCUGAUAGUACCUGUAUUUGACCUUUUAUGUAAUAGCUGAAGUGAAAAACAUUAAGUUUCAUGUAAUGGGGCUAUUUCCAAGGGAAGACCUUUUAAUUAAUGUUUAGGUUUGAUACUUUUUUAUUUGGAAGACUUCCCAACCCUUCCAGAAUAGAUGGGAAAAGUUUAUGUCUCCGUUAACUAGUAUACACAAAGGUACAAAACUCAGGAAAAAAAACAAGUUUUAGAAUGAGGAGAAAACUUAGCAUUUGAUGGGUGAAGUAAAAAGUUUCAAGUCUGGUGAAUGAAUGAGUAUAUUUGUCACAAUGGUUCGUAACCGGACAUUUAAAAAAUGAGAAUUAGUGUUGAAAGUCUGGGUGAAUCAUGAGGUGCAAUUACUGGGAAUACUAUGAACAAGGGUAUAAUUUAAUGUUUUGAAUAUGCUUCAAAAGGUAUUAGUUUCAAUGGAAGUUUCUUGGAAUGCUCCAAUAUGUGACACUUAUAUCUUAUUUAGUGUCUUUGUUUAAAUAUUUACUUCAGUUUUAUGGUCUGCAAGACUGUCUCAUUUAGAAAUAUUCAGUCAAUAUAUAAACCUUUUUUAUCAAGUUGUUUUAGUCCUACAAAUGAUGUGAGACUGCAAGAGGAAUUGCAGCUAUGAUAUCAGUGAAAUUGAUCACAUGAAUAUACUAUUUGUGAAUUAUCUAGUUCCAACUGUAGUGAUGCAGUAUUCUCAGAAGCUUUCUCUUUCCAUCUGUCGUUUUAUUCUUAAAAGCACAUCAUAUUUUAUGAUCUGAUUUUUCAAAAAUAGGCUUAGGCUAAGACAACCAUCUUUUAGUUAUGUGAUUUUUUAUAGUAAGAAACUUGUUUAGCUGAAAGAAUAACAAAUAAAGACAUGUUAGUGAUGAAUUUUACUACAUCAUUUCUGCAAUUUCCUUCAUUUUAGCCAUCUUUUUCUGCGCUUUGGUCAGUGUCUUUUUAGCAUAUAUUUUUACAUUAGACUUAAGGGAGGAAAAUGGUACUUCAACCUCAGCAAAUAUUUUGCUGUUUACAUACCACAUAAUCUAAUUUCAGUAUGUAGAAAUGCAGUACAGUAUUGUUAAAUUAUAUAUUUUAGAAAAGUAUCUUCAUUUUAACUGACAAUAAGUGGCAAGUCUUAAUUUAAAUGUAAGUCUCAUUGAAAAUUUAUCAAAAUCUUCAAACUUUUAAAUAAUUUAUUUCAUGUUGAAGAAGCUAGUAACUGCAGACUUUUAUUACCUGUUUUACUGGAGAGCAAAUUCUUUGGGCCAUCCUUCUUGAGAGUUGAGGAUUACUUGAGUGGUCUGCAUUAUACUGUUGUUAUUACGUUUUUUUAUAUGUAUACUGCAUGCUUAUAUGUAUAUCCAAGACCAAAGUUUCUGUAGUGUGCACUACAAGCUUGUAGAUGGCUUUACUUUUUUAUUGUGUUAGGAAUGGUUUUUAGUACAAUGUUGUAUAAUUUGACCUUAUGGGAAAACCUGUGAAUGCUUUAAACCCCUAUGUACAAUUUUUAAUUUAAAAGCAAAGUUGUUGUAGGUACUAUAUGUUUUGCCUAAAAGACAUGCUCGUUAGUGUUAACAGUAUAGUUGUGAAAUUUGAAUUCUCCAGUCUCUUUUCAAUUUUUAUAUUAGUACAGUACCUGUAAUUGAAUAAUUGUGUGACUGUCAGUUAAUGUUGAGUGAAUUUUGUAAGUCCAGAUAGUACUUAUGUCAUGAACAUUGCCCGAGUGUUCUCUUAAUCAUUAGUGGACUUUUUUUCUCUGUUUUGCAGGAAUGUGUUAUUUAACCAUGAAACAAGUUUUGAAAUUUAUUUUACCUUGGAAAACUUCAGGAAGAAAAAAUUAUUGUGAAAAAAAUGUAUUUUGCAGUAAAACAAAGUAAUGGUAAAAUAACCAUGAGAAAAUUUUACCAUUAAUACAUCUUGUCAGUAUGAUGGAGAGCUGCACAUGUAGAGAAGAGAAUUACUGUAAUUCCUGUCAGUUAUGUCAAGAGGAAAAUUAAAAAACUCUCUCACUGUAAUUCCUGUUAGUUAUGUCAAGAGGAAAAUUAAGUCUCUCUCUCUCUCUCUCUCUCUCUCUCUCUCUCUCUCUCUCUCUCUCUCUCUCUCUCUCUCUCUCUCUCUCUCUCUCUACGGUCAGUGUCAUUGGGAAAUUUAUUCAUCUGUGAAUACUGGAUAUUGCCUUGGAAGUUUGUGCUUUGCAACAAAGAUUUUUUGUAGAAAUUAUUUUCCCUUUACAAGCAUGGGAGUGGGUAAAUUAUAACCAAAAGUAAAUGAGAAUUCAGACUAGGCAUAAUAUUUGCUAAGUUAUACAUACUUUUAUUGCAAUGAAAAUAGUUAAUCUCUAGGAAAGACUUUAGUCUUGAACAUAUAACUGUCUGUGAACCAAACUUGAGCAACAAGGUUGUAACACAGCUAUGCAUUUCAUAAAUCAAUUUUGGGUUUAAGCUCCUGUAUCAAAUUGGUAUACUUACACUGAAGUUCUGUAUCAAAUUGGCAGAUCCAAUACUUCUUCCAUGAAUUAGCUGGAUCCUUGUUUUAAGUAAGCAUUAAAGGUACUGAAGAUGCAAAUAUGUAUAGCACCCAGGUCUGCAAUAGAUAUGACUAAAUCAAACAAAAAUUCUUAUUAAGAGUUAUGACAUCACAGAAUUCUUUUAUGAUGAAUGAAUAACAUUAUUUGUGGAAUGAUGAAAAAUCGUAAAAAAGUAGAUUAAAUCCACAACCAAAAUACUGAAAUUUGAAAAUUUUGGAAAAAUUAGAAGUGUAGAAGUGGUGUUAUCUUGCUUGAGAAUUAUCCAGACCCACCCAUUGAACACAUGGGUCUCAAACACCCCUCAUGACCCAGUCCCCAUCUAGAGAGACUGCAUGACUAGCAGUAGGAUUGCUAACAUUUUUCCAUCUGUAGAGAAUGCACGACAAGCUGUAGGAUUGCUAAAAUUCUUAUCUCAAUGGUCAGGUCAGAAUAAAUUUUGUAACACUGUAGCAGAUGUAUUAUAUAGUUACCUAACAAUAUGUAAAGCGUAUUGUGUGAACAACCACAUUUCAAUGAAUAAUGAAUGGCAAGUAUUGGACAGAAAUCCCACUAGGAGCUGUUGUGGCAGACUCUUCAUCACUUUUAGUCUGGCCAGUCAUGAAAGUUUUUUGAAGCUGUAAUUUAUUGGAUAAAGGAUAACUAGUCCAUUCCCCUUAUAAAAGCAAACACAUAAGGCUAACCUUCUGAAAGUAAAAAUGUUUAGCAUGGCAGUCUGGUUAAACUGUUACAGGAUAUCAUGAGUUUGAAUCCAAAGUUAUUUUAUGGAAUGGUGAGGGCUGUGCCAUUGUCGUAGUUAAGGAGUGUACUUAUAUUAAGUAUUAAAAGUGACCUUGCUUAAAGUGAAGAGUACUAGCUCAUCUUAGCAUCAUUUGUAAGUUAUAGUUCAUAAAUUUAAAUCAUUCCUAACCGUAGGUUCCAGAUAUAAUUUAUUGAUUUCAUAUUGUUCAACAGACAUUUUAUCCAAGAAUAUGUUUUUAUAAGUAAUGCACUUAUCUUUAUAAUCCAUGUUUUUUUAUUACCAUAAGUGUUCUGGAGCUGAAAUCUGGAUAUUUAGGUGGUAGUAAGAUAAUUAAGGCAUAGUGAAGUAUCGCUUGUAUGAAGGUUUCAGGUAAUAAGAAUAUUUUUAAGUUUGUACUUCAACAGGUGCUGUAAUGUCAUUACAUCAGUGAGGAUUCCUCUGAAAAGUACUAUGUCCAGUACUAUUUUGCUCAUAUUCGCAGUAUAGCAAUCUACAUUACUCUUGAUUUUAAAUGCACAGAUUUUAAAUGCACAUUCAUGAUAAAGCAAAUCUAAAGGCAAGUUUUUAUUUAACCUUGAUUACAGGUAAAGUACGUUGUAAUGCUGUAUUUGUUAUGGUACUUUUUUCUGUUCUGUAACUUAAUAGCAUUUUGUGACUUUUAUUACCUCUUUAAUAAACAUUGUAAAAAAACAUG
This is a messenger RNA of Macrobrachium nipponense, 9799 nucleotides long. Its product is annotated as ELMO domain-containing protein 3-like. The transcript is spliced from 9 exons. The record is from RefSeq and is a predicted model, not a curated record. Lineage: Eukaryota; Metazoa; Arthropoda; Malacostraca; Decapoda; Palaemonidae. The coding region runs from base 379 to 1422 and encodes 347 amino acids.